AUGGCUGCAAAACUUGAUGUGUCAACACCACCGCAGUUUAUAGUUACAGGACAACACGCAAAUUUGGCAAAACAAUGGGAACAAUACAUCAAACGUUUUAAUUAUUUCAUCGGUGCCGCAAAUAUAACCAAAGAUGAACAGAAACGUAAUUUACUGUUACACGUAUCGGGAGAACAAAUUCAGGAUAUAUUCGAAACAUUGCCAGAAACAGGAACAUCAUACAACGAUGCAGUUACGUCACUUAACCAAUAUUUUGCACCAAAGAAAAACGUGGCGUGUGAGAGACAUAUAUUCCGUCAAGCGGGUCAAGAACAGAAUGAAACAAUUGAUAAUUUCGUGGUGAGGCUGUCGAAAUUGGCAAUAUCGUGCGAAUUUCCAGAGACCCAGAAAAAUGACAUGAUUCGCGAUCAAAUAAUUGAAAAAUGCUCAAGUAGUGCAUUGCGUCGAAAACUAUUGCAAGAAACAGAACUGACCUUAGAAAAAGUCCAAACAAAGUCUGAACUGUCGGCAUUACAUACAGAAAAAAUGACAGGAAACAACAACUUCACAGUAAAUAACAUUCAAACGCAAACAAGACGGAACUCAGAAUACAGUUCUGUCAAACCAAACAGACAAAAUAUAAAACCAAGUAGACAAACAGACCGACAUUUGGGAAAGCAAUAUAGUGCACAAACAGCAGUUUGUUAUCGUUGCGGAAACAAGGGACACUAUGGGAAAGAAUGUCGGAAAUCGAGAAAUGUUAUGUGUUCUGCCUGCUCCAAAUCGGACACUUCGCAAAAAUGUGUAAAACCAAAAGUGUAA
Molecule: messenger RNA, 801 nt
Organism: Mercenaria mercenaria
Lineage: Eukaryota; Metazoa; Mollusca; Bivalvia; Venerida; Veneridae
Exons: 1
Coding region: 1-801 (266 amino acids)
Molecular function (GO): nucleic acid binding; zinc ion binding
Source: RefSeq, a predicted model, not a curated record